AUGGGUUCAGAGAAAGAAAGUCAGCUUGGUUCCAUGUCAAAGUGCCUUGACAAACAGGUCGAUAUUCCCAAAGGCUUCCUGUGUUCUUGUCUGAGUUCAUGCCUGCCUUCUCUACUCCUUUGCUUUGGUGAAGCCAAGAUGAAACUCACAAUUGUCUUCGCUAGACUUCUUGGAGUCUUUCUGACCCCAGCCCUUGCUUUCACUGAUAUCAGCAUCGGCGGUAACAGCAACAGUGGUAUAACUGGGCAGCAGUCAGUGAGUGUCAACAAUGAGCAUAAUGUGGCAAAUGUGGACAAUAACAAUGGAUGGGACUCCUGGAAUACCCUCUGGGACUAUAAUACUAACUUUGCUGCAACCAGACUCUUUGGCAAGAAGAAAUGCGUUGUGCACAGAAUGAACAAGGACGUCAUGCCCUCUCUUCAAACUCUUGAUGCACUGGUCAAGGAAAAGAAGCUUCAGGGUAAUGGACCAGGAGGACCACCUCCCAAGGCCCUGAUGUACUCAAUCAACCCUGAAGAAGUCAAGGACCUGAGCAAGUUAGGAAAACCCAUUGCUAGCUUGUGCAGGGGAAUUCCAACAUACAUGGCUGAGGAGAUUGAAGGGGCAAGCCUGUUCUUUUCCUCAGAAAAGUGCUUCAGUGCUGAUAUAAUCUGGAUUCUGAACAUUUCCUUCUGUGAAGAAACAGUGGAGAAUUAA
Neomonachus schauinslandi (Hawaiian monk seal) is the source of this 696-nucleotide messenger RNA. It is a transcript of the gene GKN1, whose product is annotated as gastrokine 1. The record is from RefSeq and is a predicted model, not a curated record. NCBI's taxonomy places the organism in Eukaryota, Metazoa, Chordata, Mammalia, Carnivora, Phocidae. Gene Ontology annotation, biological process: regulation of cell population proliferation.